Messenger RNA from Bombyx mori (domestic silkworm), 1158 nucleotides. It is a transcript of the gene lwr, whose product is annotated as ubiquitin-conjugating enzyme E2. Gene Ontology annotation, biological process: protein sumoylation. Gene Ontology annotation, cellular component: nucleus. NCBI's taxonomy places the organism in Eukaryota, Metazoa, Arthropoda, Insecta, Lepidoptera, Bombycidae. The record is from RefSeq and is marked provisional. Gene Ontology annotation, molecular function: SUMO conjugating enzyme activity.
UUUGUCGACCGCUCUGAAAUUAAGGGACGCUAUUUCGCGCUUUUUCAUUUAUUUUUAUUGUAAUUUCGUUCUAGUUUUAGCUCGAUUAUAAGUAAAAUCUAUCGCCCAACAUUAAGAAUAGCCCUUGAUUGAAGCUCGGCUCAUAAAUCGAGUUAUUUUUGUAGAAAAUGUCAGGGAUAGCAAGUGCACGUUUAGCUGAAGAACGGAAAGCUUGGCGUAAGGACCAUCCCUUUGGUUUUGUCGCGAGGCCUAUGAAGAAUCCAGAUGGUUCAUUGAAUUUAAUGACUUGGGAAUGUGCGAUACCUGGUAAAAAGGGGACUCCAUGGGAAGGUGGGCUGUAUAAACUACGUAUGAUCUUCAAAGAUGAUUAUCCAUCAAGUCCUCCAAAAUGCAAAUUUGAACCACCACUGUUCCACCCCAAUGUGUAUCCAUCAGGUACGGUGUGCUUGUCACUGCUUGAUGAAGAAAAAGAUUGGCGUCCAGCAAUCACAAUAAAGCAAAUUUUGUUGGGUAUUCAAGAUCUUCUCAAUGAGCCUAACGUAAAAGAUCCAGCGCAAGCUGAAGCCUACACAAUUUAUUGUCAAAAUCGGCUAGAGUAUGACAAGCGAGUAAGAGCGCAGGCACGUGCAAUGGCUGCUGCUGAGUAAAUAUCAGAAUGGGACAAUGGAGCGUUAAUGAGCUAAGCCAUUGCCUAAAAAGCAGUAUAAAUGUGAAGACAGGAGAUUAAAACAGCAACACUACGCUAUUUUGGAGAUUGUGCUAUAACAUUAUCUUCAUGGUAUUUUCCAGUUCCAAAAGUAUUUAAUCCACACAGUACGCAGUGAUGGUUUAAACUAUAGAUUUAAGUAAUUUUGAAGUAAAUGCAAGUUUUUAAUAACAGACCAAAUCAACACUAUGCUAAUGUUAGUUAUUUUAAUUCUGGAAAAUUUUGAAGCCAUUAUGAAUUCAUCAUUUUAUGGCUAACUUGUAUUUAUUUAUUUGUUAAGUUAAUAACAGAAAUGUUAACAAGCAAAAAGCAUCAAAGAUUUUAAUUACAACCGAAUAUACAAACAUGUUGCUGUAAUUCUCAAAAUAUACGGUUACAUUUCGAAUCUAUGUUAUUUUAAAAUAUUUUUGUAUCUUAUGUUAGACUUAAUGAACAAUAAAUAUUUAAAUUCU